AUGAUAAAAGAUUAUGGCAACAAUCAGCACCUUUUUAAUGACAUUAAAAAACUGCAGGAAGAAAACUUGGGCUUGUCAAUAUUUGAUAGUAAUCAAUAUUCACUUUAUGUAAAUGCAACUAGUGAUCUUUCUUUAUCAGAA
Messenger RNA from Dentiscutata heterogama, 141 nucleotides. NCBI's taxonomy places the organism in Eukaryota, Fungi, Glomeromycota, Glomeromycetes, Diversisporales, Gigasporaceae. The record is from the annotation of a GenBank genome assembly.